Messenger RNA from Exophiala dermatitidis NIH/UT8656, 1779 nucleotides. RefSeq lists its product as uncharacterized. Bases 1 to 1779 code for a protein of 592 amino acids. NCBI's taxonomy places the organism in Eukaryota, Fungi, Ascomycota, Eurotiomycetes, Chaetothyriales, Herpotrichiellaceae. The record is from RefSeq and is a predicted model, not a curated record. The transcript has a single exon.
AUGCCCAUUGUCACCCAAGAUAUCCCAGAGACCAUAUCUAUAUCGUCAUCUACACUGAGGAAGUUCACCGGGGCCAGAGUCGACGCUUACACCCGGUAUGUGGCGUACGUUCUGUUCCGAGAUCUGAACAUCUCGGUGAACGGCCAGCGGAACAUCAACAACGUGCUCAGCAAUCUGCCCGUCUAUCAAUCGGUCGCAGAGGAUGACAGGCUAUCAUUCGGAUGGGGGUUGGGCAAUGUGAUCCGCGAUAAGGCCAUCCACGAAGGAUCUUACGACCAUGUUGCCAUGAUGAUAGCAAUCGGCGAGAGUUUCCGCGAAAGCUACGGGGCCAAAAUACUCAAGCAUAUGGCUCACGCAGCGGCAGGGCGGGAGGAUGUCACUCCUCAUUUCUCCCAGUGGGUAGCGGCACUUCACGCGGUGAACGGGGUAUUUGCUUCCACCGAUUUUGGAUUGUUGGUUGAAGAGUAUCUUCGCAUGGACCCUUAUCCGAUCCGGCAUGUCACAAAUGUUGAAGCCCUGAUACCUCCCGAAUCAGUCGCAAAGGCUCUCCAGGCUCUGAUGCGUGUCACGGCAGGGCACGCGAAAGGCGUGACACUGACUGGGAGUGCCGUCAUCUCAUGGUUUGGUGCUAUCGCAGAGUGGCUUUGCGAUCUGCGGAUAGCUGUUUUUCAGGACACCGGAGUCCAGCUCCACGUCACCCACCAGGACCAGGACGCCCAGUUGACCCUCGUGUAUACCGCGGAGCCGGGCAUACAGGCGUCCGCCGAGCCUUUCAAGCCAAGUCAAGUGAGUCUGGCGAAGCUGACCUUGGUGGAUCGAACCUACUCUGCUGCUGUCCACGCAACACCGUUCGGCGGGCGAGUGGCAUGGCAAUCACUCCUACCUCGAGUCUUCGGCAAGAGUUUCCACUAUCUUGACCACGAGGAAUCCAAGGCUUUUGGCCUCAUGAUCGGGGCAGGAGCCAGAAUGUUUGAGGGUUUGGCUCUGGGCGAAGACGGUCAAGACCAUGGCGUCUUGGUGUCGACCAAAAAUCGAAGCAAUACAGCAUCAUAUGGGGCCGGGUUGGUGGAGACCAUCACCAACUGGCUGCCGGAAUUGAGACGCUUUCAGGGCCGCAUGGAGAGGCCUUUGAAGCAAACAUACCGGGAUGCGGCGGCUUCGUACGUCGAGCAACUGAGCAAGAUAAGAAGGGCCUGCCGCUGCGGCAUUUGCACCUCCAGAGAGGAGUUGGAGGAAGGCCAAGAUGGCGUUCCGCCGCCCCAUGGGUACUGUCUCGCUGUUCUGGUCGAAAGCAUCAUCGCACUGGGACUGUGCCUGUCGCGCAUGACCGUCUCCGCCAGGCUGUACCCUACACGCGCCGGCAUUCAGGGAUUCUAUGCCAGUCAGGUGUCGAAGAGGCUAGAAGCACGGGGCUUACACUGGAGCGAGCAUUUCAAGAUCGUGUACGGCAACGAGUGGAAUGCCCCGGAUGCUCGUCGACUCACCAAUUCGGUGCAGAUAUUCGCAGGCUCACGACCGGACAAGGAUGUGCCUGAAAAUUUGGUUGCCCUUGCCCACGAAGGAACUUGCGCUUAUUUUGUGGCCCUGGAGAAGUCUCCCAAAGCGAAUCGAGAACUCGACCAGCAAGUCAAGCUGAUUCGUGUUGUCAGCGGAGUUAUCAAUGUUCAUGAGAAAGUCUUCGACAGGGCGUGUCUGGGAGCCGUGCAGAACGAAGCGUCCGACGAUCCCUGGGAGAGAAUCGAGUACGAACAUCUGCCUGAACCGUUGUUCUGCAAAUGA